Solanum dulcamara is the source of this 837-nucleotide messenger RNA. RefSeq names its product protein AGENET DOMAIN (AGD)-CONTAINING P1-like. The transcript has a single exon. The record is from RefSeq and is a predicted model, not a curated record. Lineage: Eukaryota; Viridiplantae; Streptophyta; Magnoliopsida; Solanales; Solanaceae. The coding region runs from base 306 to 725 and encodes 139 amino acids.
UUUGUAUACAUCGAGAUCUAUAAAAAAAGGAUAUUGUACAAAUGAAUAUACACAAAAAAAAUUCUCCAUAUUCCAAUUCCUAUUAUUUAAUAGCGAUACUUUCCCAAUAAGAUUAUCAAAAUAAAGGGUCGACAGAUUCCAACCAUCCGAUUAGUAUUACUCUGCCCAAAUUAUCAAUAGAGAAAAAACAUUCAAAAAAUUUUGAAACCAAUCUCACUACAUUCACGCAACAAAAAAUAUAUUUUCUUGCAUUCAGGAAUCACCCCCAAAUCAUUUUUUUCUUCCAAUAACAUCAUUUUUUGAAAAUGGGAUUUAGCAGAGGCGAUCUAGUUGAAGUAGAAAGCAAAGAAGAUGGAUUUCUGGGUUCUUAUUAUGAGGCAAUUGUUGUGUGUCAACCUCUCAAGAAAGAUUACAUCGUGCAGUAUAAGACCCUAUUGAAAGAUGACCACUCUGGUCCGUUGACGGAGUUUGUUACCCUCUCAGAACUCCGGCCAGUUCCGCCGGAGAUUUCGGUGAGUGGGUUUAAUUUGAAUGAUCAAGUCGAUGCUUUUGGUAAUGAUGGAUGGUGGGUUGGAAGAAUUACUGGUAAAAUUGGAAGUAAGUAUUUUGUACACUUUGAAUCUAGUGGGGAUGAAUGUGGUUAUGCUGUAAGUGAUUUGAGAGUUCAUCAAGAUUGGAUUAAUGGGAAAUGGGUUUGUUCAAAAGAGAUUGUAAAUUGUUAUUGAAGUAGAAAUUUGUGUGUUUAUUUGAGUCUCUGUUUUGGGGAAUUCCUCAUAUUCAGGCUUGAAUUUUGUUUAUAUAGUUUUGUAGUUUAUUCUAUUGUUGAUUUCUCAUGAA